CUUGCGAAACUUGAAGAAACGCGUCUUCAAUGGUAACAUUGGGGUUGAAUCUGUAACUACCUAGGGAUGGGGAAGAGAAACAUUGAAGACUUUCUACCGUUCUCCUCGCAUAAUUAUAUGCACCUUGCAUGUACUUCAUAGUUCCAGGGAGGUGUUUUGCCACUCAAUUCAGAUGAUCGCUUCCGCAAUGCGCCGUAGUCUAUCUGAUACAGAGAGGUUGGAGGCUUGUUGUAGAUGCAGAUCGUGGAGCAUCCCUCUUUCAUCUACGUAUUAGAUACUACUGCGCACUGGGUACGCGAGGGAAGAAAAAUUGAGGUUGCCAAAUACACUUCCAGUCGGGCAAUCGAUCGAUAGGCUUUGGCUGUCAGCUGAUGAAUAUUGAUAGAAUCGCGACGCGACACAUCAGGAGACACGCCGGCCACAGUGGUCCAAUUCGGCUAACGCUGCCGCUGGUUCGCUCGUUCGUCCUGGGGGACUGCAUACACUUAGCCCUGCAUAUCAAUAAGCAAGUCGUUCGCUGCUUAUUGCGUCGGCAGACAGAGCGCUGGGUUUGUGAUGCUGGCACUGGCGGAAAAGGGCAUCUACACGCUAGAGUGGGCAGAUGCAAGCUCCAGCUCACGACAUGUUCAAGCAUGGAUGAGGUGUUGCAGGCACAGUGCCCUCUGCACGGCAUUCGUUCAUCGUGCACUUAAACCACAGCCAUUAGCGGAUUUGCGGCCAAGCCCGCCUGGACUGCCCCCGCUGCUGGACGGUCUAGCGGGUUGUUUCAGCGGCCUGGACGCCUACCGCACAUCCGUGCGUCCGCGCGAUACCGAGCUCCAGGCCUAGCUGGUGAAAAAUUUCUGGCGCCCACUUUGCUUCGCUUCGCUAAAGAGAACCGCAGACCUCAGCUCCUCCAACUCUUAAUAGCGUCAUCUUCCAUUAUCUUGCUCCUACCACCUCCUACACCACCUUGGCUCGGGAUCUUCCCUCUCAAUUCUCCUUGCUGCAC
Molecule: messenger RNA, 991 nt
Organism: Trichoderma atroviride IMI 206040
Lineage: Eukaryota; Fungi; Ascomycota; Sordariomycetes; Hypocreales; Hypocreaceae
Source: RefSeq, a predicted model, not a curated record